UAUCGCAGAUUGUUUACUCAAUUAAAUGAAAAGGUAAAGUGCGCUUAGUUAACAUCCCGCUAAAAAAAACAGGUAACGAAUUUUUCUCUGUAUGUGUCUGUAAUGUUGUCUAUUGUUUAUGUGGUAAUGUGUUUGUUGUCUUAAUCAGUAAAUGCGCGGUGCACGUGCAAGACUGAAGAGCGUCGUCAGGAGCUGGAUUUUGUAUGUGUAUCGUCAUGAAAAAGAGAAGUAAAACUACAGAGCAGCAUGAGCUCACUGAAAGUUCACAGGAACAGACUGAGAAAAGCUGUAAAAAGAAGGAGAAGAGGAGAAACAGUAAAACUGAAUCUGAUGAUAAUCUGCAAACAGACACAGGCAAAAGGAAAAGGAGAACGCUGGAUAAUGAAGGCGAGACUUCAGUGAUGGAUGAUGGAGUCUCAAAUCAGCAUGAAGCACAAACACAAGAGCUUCAGGGUUCAAGGGAAGAGAAGUAUUCUGUGAGAUUGAGAACGAGAAAAACUGCGACACAAACAAGCUAUGAAGACGUGGCAAAAGAUGAACAGACUAAAAUCAAGACAGAGCAUAAGGAAGGGUCAAACACCAGUGAUAAGGAAAGCGACCCGCCUGAUGUGAUGAAUGGUACUAGAAAACACGCGUCAAAGGAUGAAACUGUGGUUGAUUCAAAGUCCCUGGACGAACUGAAGGAAUUUUGCCCUAAAAUUACGUUAAAAUCACAUAAUGUACAGGAUAUUAAUAAAAUGAUCAGGUAUGACCUGCCAAGAUUCAAGGAAUUCAGAAAACAAGGGAUCGCACUGAGACAUGGAAGAUUUUCUAAAGCAGAAAAUGAGAGGUUAAGACAGAACGUAAGCGACUUUCUGGCCCUCACACAAGUGAAAGAUGCGGUCAUGCUCUUUCAUCCCAAACGGUUCCCAAACAAUACCAAGAAACUGGCAAAGUUAAAAAGGAAGUACAGGUUUUUUGAAAGGAUUGCGGAAGGAAUUCCCAGGCCUUGUCAUGAUGUUUACACCCGUGGAACAAAGAUUUAUGAUGAUAAAAACAAUAAGGGAAAUUUUACUGAAAAAGAAGACAAAUCGCUGCUGAAGUAUCAUGCACGAUAUGGCAAGGACUGGCAAAAGAUUUCUAAAAAGACAGAUCGAAGUUCUUACUCUCUUGAGAAGCGGUUUUCACACCUUAGUAAAAGAAGGGGACCGUGGACAACAAAGGAGGUGCAGAGGCUUUUAAGGGCUGUGCGUGACCAUGUUGUAUCUGUGCUGAAAUCUGCCAACCCUAAUAAAAAGAGACCGAAAAGAGUCAGUAGAGAAAUACUGUACCAAAAAUUGCCCUGGACCAAAAUUGCUGAGCAGGUGAAAACUCGAUGCUGGAACAGAUGCAGAGAUAAAUGGUGAGAGAGCACUUCUGGCCUAUUUCCACUGAGUAGUACCAUAUGGUACGGUUCAGUUUGGUAUGCUUUUAUGGCCGUUUCCACUGUCAAAGGCGUACCGAACCGUACCAUACCACUUAUUCGGCACCUUUUCGAAAGGGUAACAAACAUGAGAAAGGGUAUCAAAAGGCGGAGCUAGACGUGCAGCUGAACGCUAUU
Molecule: messenger RNA, 1579 nt
Organism: Danio rerio (zebrafish)
Lineage: Eukaryota; Metazoa; Chordata; Actinopteri; Cypriniformes; Danionidae
Source: RefSeq, a predicted model, not a curated record